Molecule: messenger RNA, 3708 nt
Organism: Trematomus bernacchii (emerald rockcod)
Lineage: Eukaryota; Metazoa; Chordata; Actinopteri; Perciformes; Nototheniidae
Exons: 5
Coding region: 337-1431 (364 amino acids)
Source: RefSeq, a predicted model, not a curated record
GUUUGACACCCCUGCUUUAUUGCCUCCAUGCCCUGCGUGUGACGUCACUGUCACAGUUGCCAGCAGCAAAUCUGUGCGGAGAGCUGCGCAGCCGCUCUGCGUCAGCAGGAGAGGACAGCGCAGCCAUUUCUCUACCCCUCAUGAAAAAAAAACUCCAGCGGGGGUUUGUGAGGGUCUUUCCUCCAAAUAACUUCCCCGACGUGCGGGAAUCAUGAAGUAAGCAGCACAUACCGAGGCGCAGCUCGAUCCCGGAGCUACAAACUUUCUCCCAAAUGUAACGCCUGCGCAGGCGACACACACGCUCGGUCUUUUUUUUCCUGUUGUUUUCUGUCAGAAAUGGAGGGACAUCUGCAAGGCGGCUGCGGGGACAUCGUGAUCCUGCAUGUGAAAACGGAAGCGGUGGAUGAGAACACGUCUGCGCUGGUUCUGAGCAGCCGAGGCUCGCCUGCGCCUUGCGGGGAUUCCGCAUGCAGAGGCGGGGAGCAGACUGCCGAGGAACCGGGGGAGAACACCGCUGCUCCGGGGCUGCUGUACCCGGUGAGUACAGACCGCUUCUUCACCACAUCGGGGGACGGAAAGACGUACCUGAAGAUAGCUCCAGGUGAGAGCAUCAGUGUGAGAGGAUCACACCCAGGGGCGCACCUUGCGAACAAGCAAGGCAGGCAACUGCUUGGGGCCACGGACCAGAAGGGGGCCCCCAAAGAAGACCCGGUGAGUACAGACCGCUUCUUCACCACAUCGGGGGACGGAAAGACGUAUCUGAAGAUAGCUCCAGGGGAGAGCAUCAGUGUGAGAGGAUCACACCCAGGGGCCCACCUUGCGAUCAGGCAAGGCAGGCAACUGCUUGCGGCCCCGGACCAGAAGGGGGCCCCCAAAGAAGCGUCAGCGAUGCCUCCUUCCCCCUCAGAGAAGACGCUUCUCUCCGGCUCUGAUUUCUCCUCCAAAGCCGUGCUGUGUCUGAUCGAGGCGGUGGGCCGGCGCUGGGGCCUCUACGAGACCCGGGAGCGCUCACAGCUCUUCCAGAGUGUCCAGGAGGAAAUGGCCUCCAAGGGCCACCUGCUUCCUGUCGAAAAGAUCCGCCGCAAGUGGAACAACCUCAUCGUCACGUACAAGAGGGUCAAAGACCGCAGCCAGGAGACGGGACACGCCAAAACGUCCUGGGAGUUCUUCGAUUUGAUGGACGCCACUCUCUGCGACACCGUUGGCACUCAGGUCAUCAACAACAAACGAAACAAAAGCGGGAACGCGGUUUCCACGCUGCCUGGUCCUUUGGCCAAGAUCGCUGCGAAACCUGAGGCCGCCCCCCCCCACCAUCAUCCAGCCCAAUGGGGACUUUGCUUCGAGCGGUGGUGUGGACUCAGUGGGUCAGGGAGCCAUCAGCGGUCAACUCAUCAGUACUGCUGCUGCCAUGCCCUCAAUGACCACCGUUAGCCCACCGAAUGCUCCCGAGCUCAAACCCCUGAUCAUCAGUGACAUUGUUACAACCAGCAUUCACCCAGCCACCAUUGUGCCAUCCCCAUCGUUUAUCUCCUCUCCUUGUUUUACAGAGACAGCUUCUCCUUCCCCUUCCCUUCUUAGCUCCACAAGCAACACGGACCACAACACAUCGCGCUACGUAGGCCGUAAAGCUCCGUCGUUCUCAUCAGGCGUCGUACCCUUUCGUCUUAGCAAUGCGCCGCUCUGCAACACCCAGAAUCUCCUCAGCCUUUCCUCCUCUUUCCCCGCUACUUCUUCCUCUCUCACUCCUUCGAUUUCCCACGCAACAACCAUGUCCGCGAGCGAAGGACAGAGCCAGAAAGGAAACGAGGAGCCGAGCAGCGCCACUUUGUCGCAGGAGAUCCUGCAGCGACAGGAGGAACAGUCCUACCUGGAUCGAGUGGCUGGACGCCGAGUGGAAGCCAGGGAGAAGAGGCGCGAGAGGAGGGAGGUCCGGAUGGCAGGGUCCCUCGGCAGGAUAGCCACCGCCCUGGAGCUGCUCUCCUCCAAGCAGGACACAGUCAUCGCCCUCCUGCAGAGACUGGCUGAUCGGAAGUGAUGGAGGCCGGAAACCUGGAAAUCAGUCCCUCUGUAAUCCACGCUAAAGCUGCAUUCACAUGAAACGCGGUAAACGGCUCUGCGAUGACGUUGUGUUUUUAUGGGAAGAUCGGUUCUGCCUGACUACGUGGAAGGGCUACCCUUGGCAUCGUGGACCGCUCAAAACAUUUGUACGAGCUGAUCACUUUUCUACGUUAAGGGAUGAGUUGGUGUUUUUCAGCCUGGGUUGAAACAAAAUGGGGACACUUUUCGAAAUGGGUCCAGUAAUGAGUGAAAGCACUGCAGCUGCAAAACAUACUGCAAUGGAGUCGCUCGCAGUCAUUCCACACCGUCAUUGUUAGGAAAUUGGCAAAAUGCUUGAUUUACAGGCUCAGAUUUGUAUUAUAAGUGUCUGACUUCCUUACAGAAAAUAUCCCACAAAUACAUUAAAUGUUUUACUUGACCUUUCACCUCAUUAGGUCUAUCUGUUAUUCCAAUUAACCAAAUCUCGCACAAUAAUCUUCUAUCAUUUUUGUGACACAUCGUUAAAUGUGACGUAAAAAAUGUUUUCGACAAAAGUGGGCUACACUUUUAAUACUCCCACACAAUCAAUUUUCACAAUAAAGGCAUUUCUAUAUCAACUCUCCCUUAGGUUUUCACUGUUGUCUUCAGGCAACAAGUCAAAUGACACAAUAACAAACAGACCAGUGGCAAAACAACGCUUUGGACGUGCAUUGACAUUGUAGAAAAGCCCCCCAAUGCAGCCCAUUUUGCAGCUCUCACUCAAUGCUGGCACUUUAUCAAAAAUAGUUUCCCCACUAGUCACUUGAACACAAAAACAUGGGGAAGAUGUCAAGGUUAAAAAAUACCUAAAUGAACCUUUAAGCAUAAGUGACAUGGGUGGCUAUUGUUACAUGUCUUACAGUAUAAUACAAUACAUUUCAAACAUUCUCCUUCAACCUUUGGUUAAUAUGAUUUUGUCUCAGUGGAUUAAAGUACAAUAAAUAGUAAUUGUUAUCUCUUGAGAAAAGGCGAAACUUUUGUCAACAUUUGCUCUUGGCACAGAAAUGCACAAAUGACUGCCAAUGUUUUUUCAAGUUAGGUUCAAAGUUUUAUCCUUACUGUCAAUACUCACGCCCCCAUAAGUACAUGGAGUCCAUUUUUGGUCUGCGAAACAAUUAUUUAUUUCAAUACUGGCCAAGAAGAUUUCCCAUCCUAAUGUUCUUCACUGUAAAAGUAAGAGAAGGAGAGAAAAUCUACACUAUGUGUUGAACCCAGUGAGGAUCUCCUAUUGAAUCAAUUUUGGGUAGUUAAAGUUUUCACACUAAGCAGUUUGAUAAGAUGAAACUGAAAUGGUUUCCCUGUUGUUUUUUUAUUAGCAUGGUUUAGUAGCAUAUACAUGUUGUUCAAAGCAUGUGACUUUUCAUUUUAGUAACACAAAAGAACGGUUUAAUGUUUUACCAUGAAUGCAAUGUACUUAUAUAUAUAUACUAUUGCGUUUUAAUGUUGGCAAUUCUUUUUUAGGGGAGCAUUUUGCAGACCUUUGUACAUAUGGAAAACUUUAAUUGUUCUGCCAGUAUCCGGCCUUUAUUACAUUUCCUUUGCAUCAUCACAUUCAUUUUUGCUCUGCAGUGGCAGGACAGGCAACUGGAGAGUGGACCGAUCGAAAUAAAAUAAACUUUAAUAAGAACUAUA